This is a messenger RNA of Punica granatum (pomegranate), 1792 nucleotides long. Lineage: Eukaryota; Viridiplantae; Streptophyta; Magnoliopsida; Myrtales; Lythraceae. The record is from RefSeq and is a predicted model, not a curated record.
CCUUCACCUUCACCUUCACGGCAGCGGGAUGACUCUCCAGUUCCCAGCUCAAUAUAUAGUCCACUCCCCGAUCUCCCCUGGCUGUAGUAAGCUAACUCCCCAACCGGUCCUCCUCUGUUCUCAAGGGAAAAGCUCAUUCUGAUGGCCGUUUUCCGUUCCCGGACCUCUGCUCUGUUUCUUCUUCUUCUUGUUCUUCUAUUUCAUCUUCCUCUGCUCUUUUCUGGUCGCGAAUUGGAGAAAAAACAUGUUCACGGGGCAGACAUGGGGUUGAACAGCUAUCGCCAUAUGCUCAAAAUGAAGUCUCUAGUCCCAGCAUCUACCUGCAACCCUCCUCCCACAGAACGAGUUGGAUCACUACCUUUAGUUCACAGGCAAGGGCCCGGCUCACCGCUCCUCGAGGAAAGGCCGCAACGCCGCAACUCAACCUUGAUAUUCCUGUGGGACCAGCCUCGAAUUAACUCCAUCAGACGUUCUCUCGCCUCAUCAUCAUCAUCACCUUCCAGCAUUGGAAAUGACCUUGAUGGCACUAACCUCAGGAUACCUGUUAUCCCCUCUGAAGGGGGAAGGGAGUACGUGGUCACAGUUGGCCUCGGCACUCCCACACGUGAUCUUCCAAUGAUAUUUGACACAGGUAGUAACCUGACGUGGACCCAGUGCCUGCCCUGCCCUACUCAAGGCUGCUGUCCCCAGAUUGACCGUUGUUUUGAACCAUCCAAGUCCUCCACCUACUCCGACCCAUCAUGCUCUCCGAGUUGCAACUACAGUGCCUCCUAUGCAGAUAACUCCUUCUCCUAUGGAUACUAUGCGCAGGACACCCUCACGCUUAGUGCCGAUUAUACAUUUCCAAACUUCAUCUUUGGCUGUGGACAGAACAAUAGCGAUGGUUUCAGCAACAACGCCGGCAUUUUAGGCCUUGCUCGAGGUGAUUAUUCCUUGAUUUCACAAACGACAAGCACUUUUGCACUGAUUUUCUGCUAUUGUAUUCCUCCCACAUACAAUGGACAGGGCUACCUCCUUUUUGGUAUGGGAGCUCUUAAAAACUGCCAAACCAAUCAGUACACCAGUAUCUUGCCUGACCAGACUAAGCCGUCCUGGUACUUCGUCGAACUCCUUGGAAUCACCAUUGGGAAUCAAACACUAGAGUUUUCAGAGUUGGUACCGUCAUCUUCUUCUUCUAGGACUAUAAUCGACUCCGGGACCACUAUCAGUCGCCUUCCUCCCUCAGUCUACGCAGCACUUCGGGAUGAAUUCAAGAAAGAGAUGUCAGAGUAUCCCGUUGCUCGGCAACACCUGCCUUCUCUAGGCUUGGAUACGUGCUAUAACCUCGAGGGUUAUGACAGCGUGGCCUUACCGAAGGUGGUUCUGAAUUUCGAUGGUGCCGAUGUCAAUGUUGACCCAUCUGGAGUUGUUUGGAGGGAGAGCGACUCUCAAGUCUGCUUGGCUUUCACACCAAAGGAGAAGGAGAAUGACCAGACCAUAAUUGGCAGCACGCAGCAGAGGAACCUCAACAUUCUAUACAACAUACAGGAGAACAAGGUUGAGUUCGGGACUGGCAGCUGUGGCAGUUGAAAAAGGGCUAUAAAAUGCCCAGGAUGUUAGUAAUAUUACAUGAAGCUUGGGCAAAGAUUGUUGUGUGUCGGAAGAACUCCUAUCAUAUAUGAAAGAAGGAAAAAAAAUGAUUCUAGCAUGAUAUUUUUUUUUUCAUGUUGUCAGUCGUCUACAACCUCAGCAUGUACCAAUUUUAUGUUCUUAGAUCAAUUGGCAAUGAAUGAUAUGGUCAUUUGAGAUUUCA